AUGGGCCCGGAAGAUUGCAGAGGGCGUCGAAUGAUUCGAGUCAGCCAAGAGGCGCAAGAGGAGGUUGUCCGGAAUCGCAAGCGCACUUCUCUCAAAUUCCUCACCAUUGUCCAGAAUGCCUGUGAGCGUGAAGAAGAGGACCCGUGGAUCACACGAUCACGCAACGACCUGCUGAGGACGUGCAUGAUGUCGCAGUGCGAAAUGUGCUCUGGACAGGCCGAUGCCUUUGGCAAGGGCGCAGCUCCCAGUCGCAAAGGCAAGGGCGAGCGGGAGCUCAUCGAGAUCGAGGCUUUGCGCGCCCGCGCUCCCCGCGUGGUGGCAGUGGUCGACGGUCGCAAGGCGCUAAGGCCAAGCGAGAUGAAUCCGACAAUGAGGCGUGUCUGCCGCGUCGAAGCAAUCAAGGAGGCUGAUAAAGGUGAGCAGGACGACAGCAAGGAGGCGGAGAAGGAGAAGGAGAGGCGAAAAGAGAAGGAGAAAGAGCGCAGAAAGGAGAAGGAGAAGGAGAAGGAGAAGGAAAGAGACAAGGAAAAGGAAAAGGAAAAGGCCAAGAAGGAGAAGGCACGGAAGACGAAAGCCAAGAAGAAGAGAGAGGAGGAGUCCAGCAGCUACUCCUCGACCUCUGAGGACUCGCGGAGCCGUCGGAGGAAGAAGAAGAAGAAAGAGGUCAAGAAAAAGAAGAAGGGCCAGGAUAAGAAAAAGAAGAGGAAAGAUGGAGAGUGUCUCGAAAUCGGCAGCUCCAGCAGCGGAGACUUGGAGAUCGUCGCGGAGACCUCCGGUCCGAUCUUGGCGCUGGCCAACAGCACGCCCCCUGAGCCGCCCACAAUGGAAACGGCCUUUGAGGAGGUGACAGAGGAGCAGCGUGAGAAGCAGCGGCGCCGAUUGGAGCGAUUUCGGGCGAUGCAGGCCGGCCUGGCAGAAGGCGAUGCGGAAGGCGAUGCCAAGGAGGGCGGGACCCGGCUUGAAGUCAAAGCGUCCGAGGGCGACUCGGUGCUUGCCAAGCUACGGGCCAAGGCUGAUCGGACAGAGGCCAAGGAGGGAGGUACCUCAGAAGAGGAGAAGUCGGCGACGUCCGAGUGGGAGGAGGAUGGAGAGGGCGGAGACAGCAAAGCAGCGAAGGCCACGGCGGCCGAGAAGAAAGGCAAGAAGAAGGCUGCCGAAGAAGAGAUCGCGGAGGGACUGGUUGAGAAGGAAACGAAGGAGGAGGCCGAGGUGGCUACAGAAGAGAACAGCGCGAGCAAGUCGGGCGUGCAGAAGGUGCCUGAUCAGAAGGAGAAUGGCGCCGAGGGCACAUCUGAGGGCGAGGAAGGUGACGAGGAGGUUGGCUCACCCGUCGACGUGAACGAGCCCGACUUGAAGUGGGAACGCAAGACGAAGACAAAAGCUGCCAAGCCGGGCGAUCGCAAGCGUGGAGUGCAGUUCGGAGCGGCAGCACAACCUGAGCCCGACAAGGACAAAGAAGGUUCCGACGACGGCAGUGAUGCGGAGCUCUUCCAGGACCUCAAGAAGGGUGCGCCGGCCGAAGCAGCGCAAAAAGAGGAGCCAAAGGCGCCGGAGGCACCCGCAGAACGUCCCGAGGAUGACUUCGCCAAUUUUCUCGAUGAGAUCAAGGAGCUGGAUGCGUUGACGGGGCAGGAGCCAUCUGCGGACGCUGACAAGAUCGAGGAGCUGUUCCAAGCCGCCGACGAGGGCCUGAAGUUCAAAGAUGAGGCGGAGACCACCAAGGCCAGCCCCACCACCCUGGAGCAAAGCAAAGAGGCACAGCCGAGCGACGACACGCCCAUGGCGGAGGAGCCGCAAGAGGAGGCAGAGGUGAAGGAGGAGGCGGAGGUGAAGGACGAGGCGAAGGCUGAGCCCAAGGUGAAAGAUGAGCUGAAGGAGCCCGAGGUCAAGGAUGAGCUGAAGGAAGAGGAGGAGGUGAAAGAAGAGGUGAAGGAGGAAGAUGUCGAGAUGAAGGAGGAGGGCGGAAGCGCGUCUGAGGAGCCACUCACGGGCUUUCUGCUCCGCCAACACUGGGGCACCCGCUGGGAGUGGCAGAAGGUGCUCGCAGAUCCAUGGCACCUGCGCACGUUCUCCUGGCCCCGGGGACGUGAGGCAGACUGCGUAGAGAUGUCUGAAGUCGUCCAGGUGGAGAACCUCUGGCUCGUGGAUCCACAGGUCUCCGUAGUGCCGCUUGGCGCGCGUGCGGAGGCUCCUAGAGGUGAAGAGACGCCCGCGGGGUUUGCGCUGGUGCGGCGGAACGGCCAGGAACUGGUCUUCUGCGCACCUUCCCCGGAGUUGCGGGGGCAGUGGCUGGCGGCCUUCCGAGACCUUCUGACCUUGGCGAAGAAAGGUGGAAUGGGGAGCUAA
Messenger RNA from Symbiodinium natans, 2346 nucleotides. The record is from the annotation of a GenBank genome assembly. NCBI's taxonomy places the organism in Eukaryota, Dinophyceae, Suessiales, Symbiodiniaceae.